AUGGAGCCCCAAAUCCUUCAGCAAGGAGACGUGGCUGCCACCCAACAGCUUGACCUCUUUGACCCCAACCUACUCGCUGACAUCACCCCUCCCAACCUUUUGCUCGACGGGACCGAGGUAGGCUUACCCUCCUGCCGCAGAGGCCAGUUGACCUCGCAUGGGAACAGACGACGUGGACUGCAGCCUAUGGGUAUCCAGAACCCCAUUCCCUUUGCGAAUGAGGCUCGGCCCUCGGUGGGCAGGGCCAGCCUGUUUGCCAACGCCAGAGACCACAGGGGCGUACCCAGACCAAUAGCGCUCCCAGGCCAGCUGGGGGCACACCGGAGGCAGACGACAACGCAUGCCCACGACCUGCAUCCCUUGGGCGGCCGCACCGUAAACGGGGAGAUGGUGGCGCCAGGGCCAGGGAUUCAAGGUUAA
Molecule: messenger RNA, 420 nt
Organism: Trichoderma aggressivum f. europaeum
Lineage: Eukaryota; Fungi; Ascomycota; Sordariomycetes; Hypocreales; Hypocreaceae
Exons: 1
Coding region: 1-420 (139 amino acids)
Source: RefSeq, a predicted model, not a curated record